UUUGAUUUUCAAGGUUCUGAUUUUAUUUUCUUGGUUUUGAUUUCAUUUUUUUGAGUUUUGAUUUUCUGGGUUUUGAUUUCGAUUGAAGGUAAUGAUGAUGGUCGGAUUUCUAGGUUAGGGUUUUAGGGCGUGGGUUUUGGGUUUUAUUGAAGGUGAUGAUGAUGGUCGGAUUUCUGGGUUAGGGUUUUAGAGCGUGAGUUUUGGGUUUUAUUGAAGGUGAUGAUGGUGACGAUUUCUGGGUUAGGAUUCUAGGGCGUGGGUUUUAGGUGUUUUCGGUGACAAUUUUUGGGUUUUUGGGUUUGGGAUUUCUGGGUUUUUAGGUUAGGGAGAGGGCUACCGAAAAAAGGAGGGAAAGACGGGGAAGGGGGCUGCCGAAAAAGGGAGGGGAAGACGAAUGAGGGGGUCGGGCUGCCGGAAAAAGGUGGAGUUGCCGGAAAGUUGUUGUCAUGGAUGAAGGUGGAGGGGAAGAGGGCAACCAUGAAUGACAGGGGAAGGGGAAGACAACCAUUAAUUAGACACUCUCUCCUCCUAAUCACAUGAAUAAGAUACACUAAUUGUAAUUAUCAAAUUUUGUCUCGUGUACCGCAAACCCUCUGAAAGUUACAGAUAAUAAAGACCGGAGGUAGUAAUUCAAAACCUCACUCCCUCGGCUCCUACCCAACUCUACACUCUCACUAGUGCACUUCUUUCACCGUCAGACCAUCCUGCCACGACUCCCACCACCGCGGUUCUCCGCCACGACCACCAUCUAUUAAACACUUCUUUCUCUUUUUAUGGAGAAUAUUCUGAAGAAAUAUCAACAGAAAUUCAAGAAAGUUCGAGAAGAAAUGGAUCACUGGGAAGACCUUCAAUCCCGGUUACUUUCUCAGUUUUCUAAUGCUUCUUCAAUUAUUGGAAGAAUUGAGGUGAUUGGAAAUAAGAGGAAUUAUGGUGGUUUGAAGGGUGUUGAUGGGAUUGAAGAUGCAGUUUUGCAGAAGCAAAUGGAGUCUUCGGAGACAAUUUUGCUCUCAAUUAAGAAGACUAUGUUAGUUCAAUUGGUUUUUCUUAGCACUUUAUUUUUGUUGUUCUUGUUGCUUCAUUGUAUUUAAUCCAACAUCUCUUUACUUGCAAGCUCUUCAUUUCACCUCAAGUACCCGUAGUCGGAUACUCAACACUUGGACAUGGAUAAUUAUAUAUUUCAGUGUAUAAAAUUUGGUUCAACUUCAUAACAAUAUUUGCUCUCAUAUAAGAAUGUGUAGUAAAAGAAAAAAUAUAUAAUUUGUGUAAG
Chenopodium quinoa (quinoa) is the source of this 1267-nucleotide messenger RNA. RefSeq lists its product as uncharacterized. NCBI's taxonomy places the organism in Eukaryota, Viridiplantae, Streptophyta, Magnoliopsida, Caryophyllales, Amaranthaceae. The transcript has 2 exons. The coding region runs from base 774 to 1088 and encodes 104 amino acids. The record is from RefSeq and is a predicted model, not a curated record.